AUGGUGAUUUCCCCCAAAAUUAAACCAUAUAUUCCUCACCUUCGUCAAAUUGAUGAAGAGCAGUUUGUUUAUCAGAUUAAUUCUCGAAUAAAAAACUGCAGCAUUAUUUCUUUAAAUGAUUCUCAGAAAGAUUCAGAUGCUGAAAAAGAAGUUGGAGAAGCACUUGUGCAUGCCCCAGAGGUUGAAUAUGAGCUUCGUGAUGAAGCAAAUAGAAAAUGUUGGAAAUUAUUCAAUGAAUAUGAAUAUAAACGAAAUGCUGGAGAGAAUAAAACUAAAUGGUAUCAUUGGUUUGACCAAAAUGACAGUCCUAAAGAAAAAAAGCUUUUAAUGAAACUCGAUCUAUUGCUAUGUUUUUUCUCCUUUGUCAUGUACUGGGUCAAAUAUCUUGAUCAAGCAAACAUCAAUAAUGCAUAUGUUUCGGGAAUGAAGGAAGACUUAAGAAUGAAAGGAAAUGAUCUGGUAAAUACACAAGCAGUAUACACUGUGGGGUCAGUUGUUUUUCAACUCCCUAUGAUGUAUCUAAUUCACAGAUAUCCAACAAAUAUUAUUCUUCCUGUUAUGGAUUUGGGCUGGGGUCUUUUUACUUUGGCAAUUUAUCAAUCCCAUUCUCUUAGAGAUCUUCAAGCUUAUAGAUUUUUCGUUGGAGUCUUUGAAGCAGCUUUUUACCCAACCAUUCAUUAUUUGUUUGGUUCUUGGUAUAAGCCAUCAGAGUAUGCUAGAAGAGGAGGGUUUUAUUAUUUUGGUCAAAUGCUAGGUCUAUGCACGGCUGGUUUAAUUAUGAGUUCAUGUAUUAAACUUGAUGGUAUCAAUGAUAUAGCUGGGUGGAGAUGGAUGUUUAUCAUUGACUCUAUUAUCACUAUUCCAAUAGCCGUAAUUGGAUUUUUUGUUCUCCCUGGUACUCCUAAAUACUGCUAUUCUUUAUUUCUUACUGAUGAAGAAAUUUAUAUUGCCCGAAAACGACUUCGUGACGCAAAUAUAGCAAUCGAAGAAGAAGAACCUAAAUUUCUUUCUAAAAAUUUAUGGAAAAACCUUUUGGGUACCUGGAAAUUUUAUAUGUUUGUUUUCUUAAGUAUUUUGGUGUCUAAUACCAGUAAUGCUAGUAAUGGAUCAUUUAUUCUCUGGUUGAAGUCUUUAGACAGGUACAGCAUUUCUAAGGUUAAUACUCUUUCUUCAAUUACACCGGCCCUUGGUAUAAUCUACAUUUUCCUUACUACGACCCUUUCAGAUAAGACACAGUCUCGUUGGGGAGCCAUUAUUUUUUCUCAGUUUUUUAAUUUUUUGGGGAACAUUUUACUUGCAAUUUGGAAUAUACCCGAAGGUGCCAAAUGGUUUGCCUUCUGUAUCCAAUACUUUGGAUGGGCAGUUUCUUCAGUCAUUUACUCCUGGGCUGCAGAUACCAUGCGUCAUGACCCACAGCAGCGUGCUAUUACAAUAGUAUCUAUGAACCUAAUUGGUCAGGCUUCCUCUGCUGUUCUAUCAAUAUUAGUAUGGAAAACAUCCGAAGCUCCCAGAUUCAAAAAAGGGUUUUCAUUUGUUUCUGCAGUUUCAAUUACAAUAAUGAUAUGGGCAACUAUAAUGCUUCCAUUUUAUAAAAAGGACGAGCGCAAGCACGCUCUAGAGAAUAGAAUUAUAGUCUACAAUUCUAAGUCUGAUGAAGUGCCGAGGCUAGUCGAAAGUUCCGAAAAAACAGUAGAAACUCUAUCCAAAACAAGUUAA
Messenger RNA from Magnusiomyces paraingens, 1716 nucleotides. RefSeq lists its product as uncharacterized. The coding region runs from base 1 to 1716 and encodes 571 amino acids. Gene Ontology annotation, molecular function: transmembrane transporter activity. Gene Ontology annotation, cellular component: membrane. The record is from RefSeq and is a predicted model, not a curated record. Gene Ontology annotation, biological process: transmembrane transport. The transcript has a single exon. Lineage: Eukaryota; Fungi; Ascomycota; Dipodascomycetes; Dipodascales; Dipodascaceae.